AUUUAGUAUCUUCGCGGAGUUUAUGCUGGAAACACGUGUAAACAAGUUUUUUUUUUAAUAUUAUGUUACGUCAUAUAAUUAUUCUGUUGUUGAGUGGUUGUUGUCUUACUAUCGAGAUCUUGAAUUUAGAAGAAGGAGCUGAUUGCGAAUGGAAUAAAGUUCCUGGAAAGUGUGUGAAUACAUACAACUGUUUGAGCACUUUCAUUGAUAUUAGAGAUAAGAAAUUUGCACCGAUAUGUAGUUUUGCUGGAAAAGAGCCUAUCAUAUGCUGCACGGACGGCCAAUUUAAUAAUACCAGAAAUGUUAUCUUUGAUGAUAGUUUGGGUUUUAUCCGCAAAGGUAAACAAAAAGCGCAAAAUAAGUGCUUGGAAUACAUACAUAGAUUUGAUUAUACGUGCAAAACAGGAACGAGCAUUAGUUUAUACAGGAGACUUAUUAAAGAAAAAAAUUGCUAUGAAAUAAGUGCAUCUUAUUCUUCUGCAUCUUAUGGAGGUGUAAAUGCUUUCAGACAGCAGUAUCCGCACAUGGCUUUACUAGGGUAUGGUCCUGAUGUCACAACAGCGGACUGGCUUUGUUGUGGUUCUGUCAUCAGCGAGAAAUUCAUCCUCACUGCCGGUCACUGCUUGUCAAGUACUGCAGUAGGCGAAGUGAAAUACAUAGCCUUGGGAAUAUUGAAACGCACUGAUCCUCAAGAGUUGUGGCAGAAAUACAAUGUGAAGAGAGCUAUACCCCACCCAGAGUAUAAGCCCCCAUCGAAAUACCAUGACAUUGCUUUGCUCGAAACUGAUAAGACGAUCACCUUCAGUAGGGACGUGUUACCAGCUUGCCUGCAUUCUUCCGGGCCGACAUACAACCAUCUAUACGCCACUGGUUGGGGAGCCUUAGGACAUCGAAGAGAGCUGGCAGACACCUUGCAAGCGGUCAACGUAUCUCAAUACAGUGAAGAGGAAUGUAUGAAGCAAUACCCUGUUCACAGACUUCUAAAACAUGGAUAUAAUCACACCAUACAAAUGUGCUACGGUGAUAGGGACGAGCCAAAAGACACGUGCGAGGGCGACAGUGGAGGGCCUCUGCAGGCUGACACGAAAUGCGCACACACAAUUGUUGGCGUUACUUCAUACGGCAGACAGUGCGGGAUUUCUGCCGGAUCCGGGAUUUACACCAGAGUCAUCCACUAUGUACCUUGGAUUGAGAGCAUUGUAUGGCCAUAAACACUGACAUAAACUACUUAAAUAACUACUGCUAAUGAAAUAAAGAAUGUGAGAAAUUAAAUGGAGUUGAAAGUAA
This is a messenger RNA of Helicoverpa zea (corn earworm), 1287 nucleotides long. RefSeq names its product serine protease snake-like. Gene Ontology annotation, biological process: proteolysis. The transcript is spliced from 10 exons. Gene Ontology annotation, molecular function: serine-type endopeptidase activity. The record is from RefSeq and is a predicted model, not a curated record. NCBI's taxonomy places the organism in Eukaryota, Metazoa, Arthropoda, Insecta, Lepidoptera, Noctuidae. Bases 63 to 1211 code for a protein of 382 amino acids.